AUGUUUCUGGCUCUGACUGAUGUAUUGCUGCUGAUGAGCUACUCCAGGGUACCAAUGCCAGGUGGGCUAUGUAUAUUUCUGGUUGUGAUCUUUGCCACACCGCUGACACUGACAGCCAUGAGCCUGGAGCGCUAUGUGGCAAUCUGCCUGCCCUUGCGCCACAGUGAACUCUCCACCCCGGUGAGGGCCAUGCGCUGCAUCCUACUCAUCCAGGUUCUCAGCUCUGUUAAAUGGAUCAUCGUGAUCUCCAUCCUCUUCUCGGCUGUACCUCUGAGCUUCUACACCUCUCCUCUAGUCUGCAGUUUCGAGCAGAUGAUAGUGUUUUCCUGGCAGGGCCACCUCAACUCGGCUCUGUGUCAGUUCUACUUCCUGGUCAAGUCUGUACUCAUAGCUUUCACCUAUGUGAAGAUCAUGGUGGCUGCCAGAGCUGCCUCAUCAGACAGUAAGAAGUCCACCAAUAAGGGCCUGAGGACAGUUAUUCUCCAUGGCUUCCAGUUACUCCUUUGUUUGAUCCAGUUCUGGUGUCCUAUGAUAGAAUCGGCUAUAAUGAAGAUCAAUUUGAAUCUGUUUAUUCAGCGUAGGUAUAUUGACUAUAUUCUUUUUAUUCUUGCCCCUCGAUGUCUGAGUCGACUUGUGUAUGGAUUAAGGGAUAAGGAUUUUGUGGUGGUUAUGAAAUAUUAUGCCCUGUUUGGAUAUUCUAAAAAAGUAUUUAUAUUUAAUAUGGACAAGCCUAAUCCUAAAUUAAGAAGAAAAACUCCCAUGCACACCUGUAAGGUAAAUGCUGGCCAUGUGUAAUACUGAAUUAUGUUUAUUGAGGCAAUUUUCUGUAAUCUGUGAGUGAGAGGAUCAAAAGGUAUCAUAUGUUUCAGGUGUCGGUUUAUGACCCAGUUUUAUUAUGGUUAUGUUAUGUUAUGUCAGGGGUGUCAAACAUUUAGGGCCUGUAGAUUGAUUUCAUUCAUAUAAAAUCAGAGUUUUUGUUAAUUUAGUUCAAUUGGGUUUUUUUCACUGAUGUUUGGCCUUCCUAAUCUCUGCAGUAACAUAAAUAGUAUUUGACACCCCUAUUUGACUCCCCUUUGCUGAGUGACAGUUAGACAUUUCUAUUAAACUUCAAUCAUUUAUGUACUGCUUUUGUCAUGGUUCCUUGACUCUAUAAAAAUAAAAACUCUGUAAAAGUUCAAUAAAAUCUAUAAUGUUUCAAACCCUAUCUCUGUUGUUUCAGAAGUUGAUGUUAGUGGCCAUUUUUUGAUGAUAGUUUGACUGGAACAAUACAUGUAGUUUUCAUUUUGGGGGAAUGCUGAGUUGGUGUUUACAGUACAGGAGUCCAACGAGUAUCAGGUUUGUCUGGGGCCCAGCGGCCCAGGGAGAACACACUGUUUGGACCUGGCCCCAGCUGUCUUCACUACUGACGCAUGA
Molecule: messenger RNA, 1413 nt
Organism: Coregonus sp. 'balchen'
Lineage: Eukaryota; Metazoa; Chordata; Actinopteri; Salmoniformes; Salmonidae
Source: the annotation of a GenBank genome assembly